GAGCAAAUGCUAAAUUUAGUAACACGUCAACAAAAGGAACUAUGUGGUCAUCGAAGAAUUUCUUAAAGAUAUCUUACGGGAUGGAUUUUUAGUUGACGUCAGGCUUUUCCAUACUUUUUUUCAAUAGCUGUAACCACCACAGAAUAUACCACUAAAAUAUCGGUGUUGUCAUGACAAGUUCACGGAAGUGAAAACUUGCACAACAUUCGACGGCCAUUACGGAUAACAGACAGCAAGUAUAGAGUGACGUGUCUGUGAACACGACAUAUCCAUUUGACAGGGCAUAAUUGACGCUGACCAUCUAAAAUCGCAAUCAUGGCGUUGGAGCCCCCUUCUGCCCAAAUACUUGACAUGCUUUUUGAUCAGAAUGACGGGGUUUUGAAAGAGGAAUUGCAGGAUGUCCAGACCAUAGAUUUCAAUGACCUUGACAUUGACCUCCUGCAAGACAACAUAUUUGAUUCCCUGCUGACCGAUGACACCCUAAAAGAACAAAUCCAAACACAGAGCGAGCCCUCACAGCAAGUGCACACGGAUCAUGACUAUUACUCUCACAAAUCUCCCAGUGAGCACAGUGACAGUGGUGUGUCAUUAGAUUCAAUGGGAGACUCACCUCGUGGUUCAACAGAUAGACUGGAGACAGUGUCAAGUGAAGGAAAAAUGUCAGAAUCGGUGGUCAGCCAAUCACAUUAUGGGACUGAGACAAUGUUCCAAUCAGAUGCAAGCCCUCUUGGGCUGGAGGACUUGGACAUGCAUGAUAUAAAUGUGGAUUUCAGUGGUGUUGCUUCAGCAAAUUUCUUGGACAAUUUUGAUCUCCUUGCAUCAAAUGACAAAGAAGUGUCUGUGAAUUUUGAUUCUGGCAGUGACAGUGAUGACACUUCAUCAACAAACAACACCUCCUACAUCACAGUCAGCAGCGGAGACAGGAAAACCGUUCAGAUCCUGAAGUUGUCAUCAAGCCAGUCUCAGUCCCUGCCCUUCACAGUGAAGGAUGUGAAUCCCGAGGUCACAAGUUCAUCCAAGUACCCUGACCUGCAGCUGACCGAGGAGGAGAAGGACCUGCUGAACCGGGAAGGCGUGUCCCUACCUUCCCACCUACCUCUCACCAAGGAGGAGGAAAGAGCCCUUAAGUCCAUCCGCAGGAAGAUCCGCAACAAGGUGUCAGCGAAGGAAAGUCGAAAGAGAAAGAUGGAGUAUGUUGAUGGCUUAGAGCAACGGGUCAAACUGUGCACCUCUGAGAACCAGAACCUUCACAAGAAAGUAAAUGCCCUGGAGAAACAGAAUGUGUCUCUGCUCACCCAGCUGAAGAAGCUGCAGAUGAUGGUGACCUCCAAGUCAGGUCGACCUGCCCAGACAACAACCUGUCUGGCUGUCCUGCUCUUGUCCUUUGCCCUGCUGGUGAUACCUAACUUCAACCCCUUCUCCCGGAACAGCUCCGUCUCUGAUCUCAAGCAGAUGCCUAUGCCAGGGAAGUCGAGAAGUCUCCUACACAACAGUGAUGCUCUGAAUGGGAACGAUGAUGACCCGUAUGGAGUGUCCAUCAAACCCUCCUUGCCUUGGAACACCAAGACACCAGCCAUUAAACCCAUGAAAGGCAGAAUCAAGGCUCCUGAAGACAGCGACAUGAACACAGCAUUGGAUUCCAACGAGACAGCAGAAUUGGACCCCAAUACCCUUAAUGGUCUCCUGCCGGUGAAAGAAAAUGUUGUACCUGCAGAAACAGUACAAGAACAUGAUGAUCAGGGAAAAGGACAAUUUGCUCACAGACCGCAAAAAAUAGAGGAGGCAGAUUUAUGAGUGCUGACAUUCUGUUUGUUACCAUGGUAACAGAAUUAAAACUGGAUCAGUGAAUGGUGAUCAGAGAUAUCCACCAAUUUGUUAUGUUUUGGCAGCAAAAAAUUGUGAUUCAUGUUUUAUAGGUUUUUACUCGCUGUCCUGCAGUAAUGGACGUUUACAACAUAAUGGGUCAUUACAGUAUCCUGUAGGAUUCUCUUACACACAAACAUCUUGGUACUUGAAUAUGUACAGUGUAGAAUAAAUUUGCCUUUAUGAAUGUAGCUGCCACCAAUCACGAUACUAAAUUGUAUUUUGCUUAUGAAUUCAUGAGGAUAUAGUUUACACGCAGAUGUAGACAUCGUUUUGUUUGUUUCUCUGAAAAUUAAUAUCUAUGUUUUUGUUAACACUUCUGUUGCGUGUGUUCAACUUGCCCAAUAGCCCAGUGGAUAACUAUGAAAAAGAUAGAAAAUUAAACAUCAAACAUUAAGCAUCAAACUCAUAUAAUAUCCUGAAGCAAGUGGAAGGAGAAGACAAAGACGCUUUGUGCUUGAUGGCCAUCAAAGAUCAGCUUAGCAUGCAUCGUAACCUAUAAGUUGAAGUUUUGCGACAAGUUACAAAAUGACAAUUUGCACAAAUAACCACCAUACAUGAUGUGAAUAAUGUUUUGCAAGGUGUACAUUUGCUGUGGACUGUCAGACAGUGGAUUUAGUGGUCAUUCUUUCGCUAUACAGCUUUGGGCUGUAUCGUUGUUUUCAUGAAAUUACAGCUACAUAUUGUGGCGAAUGUAUAUUAUACAGAAAGAGAGAAAAUGACAAAGCAUGGAUUUUUAUAAAUGAGGUUUCAAAUGCCUUGUUUCAGUGGGAUCGUGUAGUCAUCAUUUUUGUUGAACAUCCAACAUGGCUUUACCAGAGGGAAGGCUACGUAUUUGUGUGCUAGUAUUGUCAUGUGCUGUAAACAUUUUGUUGAUCUAUUGUUUAUGACUAUAUAUUUAUCAUGUUUACAGAAAGGAAUAAACUGUUUUUAAUA
This is a messenger RNA of Haliotis rufescens (red abalone), 2799 nucleotides long. RefSeq names its product cyclic AMP-responsive element-binding protein 3-like protein 3. The coding region runs from base 316 to 1794 and encodes 492 amino acids. Gene Ontology annotation, molecular function: DNA-binding transcription factor activity, RNA polymerase II-specific; RNA polymerase II cis-regulatory region sequence-specific DNA binding. The record is from RefSeq and is a predicted model, not a curated record. Gene Ontology annotation, cellular component: nucleus. Gene Ontology annotation, biological process: regulation of transcription by RNA polymerase II. Lineage: Eukaryota; Metazoa; Mollusca; Gastropoda; Lepetellida; Haliotidae. The transcript has 7 exons.